AUGGGCUUGGAGGGCGCCCUAGGCCGGCGUGUGACGGUGGGGCUUCUUUUGGCGCUGUGCUCUGCCGUCACCUCCAUCUCCACCAAGGAGAUUCUGCGCAGCUUUCCGUUCCCAGUCACGAUCGCGGCGGUGCAGCAGCUGCUCUCCGCGGCGCUCGGCCGCCUCGGCAUUGCGUCCUGGCAGACCGCGACGAGCGGUGCCAGCCCUCUCUUUGACGCCCAGAUUGCCCCCGUCGUCACCGCGAUGGUGAUCUCGCUGGUGGCGUACCGAUGGAGCCUGAUGCACGCCUCCGUCUCCUUCACGUGCAUCGUGAAGACGCUCGCCCCACUGUUCACCAUCCUGUUCUCGUUUGCCGUCGAGGGGCAGCCGACCACCGCAGCGCGAUGCGCCUCGGUGGUGCCGGUCGUGCUCGGCGUCGCUCUCACCUCUGCCACCGAGGUCGAGUUUUCGAGCGUCGGCGCCCUCGCGGCGCUCGUCGCGACGGCAUCGCAGGCGCUGCAGAUGGUCCUGGCCAAGCGGCUCCUCUCGCGCGGCGUCUGGUCCAAGCCAGAGCUCUUUUACCGCAUCGCCCUCUCCGGGUUUUGCCUCUUGCUCGGCCUCUCCCUCCUCGUCGAGGCGCAGCCGAUUCGCGACGAGCUUCGCGCCCCAGCGGCCUUGAGCGACGGUGCCAGCCGAAGAGGCGUGUGGCGGCCAGCCGGCUGGGUUCUCGUCAACGGCAUCUGCUACUUCGUCAACCAGUUGAGAGCUAGAGCGAGGAGCGUGCCGGGAAAGGAGGCGGGGACAGAGCCGACCUCUGACGGUAGGUACACGGGCUUGUCGGUGCUUGACGCGAUGGACACGCCCCUCUCGCACGCCCUCGCCAACGUGCUCAAGCGCGCCGUUGUGGCGACCCCUCUUCACGUCUUUGGCGCCGCGCUCUCCAUCUUUGGCGCCCUCGCGUAUCAGCAGGUUGUUAGCCUGGGCGGGCGGUGGGCCGCGGCAUCUCUCCGCUCGAGCGGGUAUGCUCCCGUGGCGCUGAGCGAGGAGGCGGAUGCCUUGGAGGCUCCGCCGGCGGAGGAGGCGCGGCUCGGGGAGGGGCGCCGGAGAGGCGAGCCGCACCCAGCCGAUGGCGCCGAGGAUGGAGGGUGAUAACGGUACCAUGUAGUUUGUGAUAGUCCUCGGAGCGGCUUAAAU
This is a messenger RNA of Emiliania huxleyi CCMP1516, 1173 nucleotides long. RefSeq lists its product as hypothetical. The transcript is spliced from 6 exons. The record is from RefSeq and is a predicted model, not a curated record. The coding region runs from base 1 to 1128 and encodes 375 amino acids. Gene Ontology annotation, molecular function: antiporter activity. Lineage: Eukaryota; Haptophyta; Isochrysidales; Noelaerhabdaceae. Gene Ontology annotation, cellular component: Golgi apparatus.